Molecule: messenger RNA, 5741 nt
Organism: Corythoichthys intestinalis (scribbled pipefish)
Lineage: Eukaryota; Metazoa; Chordata; Actinopteri; Syngnathiformes; Syngnathidae
Gene: dyrk1ab
Product: dual-specificity tyrosine-(Y)-phosphorylation regulated kinase 1A, b
Exons: 11
Coding region: 856-2997 (713 amino acids)
Biological process (GO): peptidyl-threonine phosphorylation; positive regulation of DNA-templated transcription; peptidyl-serine phosphorylation
Cellular component (GO): nucleus
Molecular function (GO): transcription coactivator activity; protein serine/threonine kinase activity; protein serine/threonine/tyrosine kinase activity
Source: RefSeq, a predicted model, not a curated record
GUUUUUUUUCCCCCUCGCCCCCCCCUUCCAGCUUCAGUCUUUUUCAAAUGUUUCUCCCUUCCCGCCGGAAUAAUGCUGUCAGUGGAUAUACAUUUGACGUUUUUGGAUAACGAGACGUGUCUAAUGGAUCGGGUGAAGAAGCUCAAGAGGCCGACGUUUUAACGAGCUCGUAAUAAUUAGGCGGCGCCGCCACGAAAGUCGGCUUGUCCGCGUCUGUGGUCCACCGGGCCGGUUCACUGCGCAGGUUUGGACCGCGCGCCAUUUUGUGAAAAUUGACACAAAAUUCCCGAGCCGAAUUACCGGAGGACGCGGUGUCCGUUUGGGGUUGCAAAUACGCCGAAUCCACCCUUGCCGUCGCGCCGCUCGAGGAAGUCGACGCCAAUUUGAUAAAAGGCUGCGUAAAAAUCGCUUUAACGUAGCAUUUAUUUAGCGGCGGCGGCUAACGAUUGUUAGCUCGCGGCUAGGGCCGCGUUCAUUUUGUCGACUAGCCCGAUUAGCUAAAGUUAGCCACUAACUUAGGCGUGCUAGUCCACGUUAGCAUGUUGCUAGUCAUCAGCUGAUGGUAACCUUCCUCCCAACCGCCGAGUCGAAAAUGGAGAGUUUAUUAUAGCUGGCUGGCAAAUAAUUGUCGUAUUUGCCGGUUGGAAGACGGACGCCGGACCGGACUGAACGUGAUCAUUACUCGCUAACCGUGCGAAGGGAGGGGAGAAUCUCAAGCUGGAUAAGUUUCCUCAUCAUACAGGUUAUUGGACUUUAAAUGAAGAUCGUGCCAUCAGAGGAGGAGAGACUUCAGCAUGCAAACCUUCGUCUGUCCGGCUUGCGCCCUCUUUUUCUUUACACACUGCUGGUCUUCAGAUGGCUGCUCCAAUGCCCCAUACGCACCAGCAGUACAGUGAGCGCCACCAGCCAAGCACUGACCAAUCUGUUACGGUCUUACCGUACAGCGACCAGACGACACAGCUCACUGCCAAUCAGAGGCACAUGCCCCAGUGCUUUCGUGACCCAACUUCAGCUCCCCUGAGGAAGCUCUCCAUUGACCUUAUCAAGACAUACAAACACAUCAAUGAGGUGUAUUAUGCAAAAAAGAAGCGGCGGCACCAACAGGGUCAGGGCGAGGACUCCAGUCACAAAAAAGAAAGGAAGGUCUUCAACGAUGGCUAUGACGAUGAUAACUACGACUACAUCGUCAAGAAUGGGGAGAAGUGGAUGGACCGAUAUGAGAUUGAUUCCUUGAUAGGAAAAGGAUCAUUUGGACAGGUUGUGAAAGCAUACGACCGAGCAGAGCAGGAAUGGGUUGCUAUUAAGAUCAUCAAGAACAAGAAAGCUUUCCUCAAUCAAGCCCAGAUUGAAGUGCGCCUCCUAGAGCUUAUGAACAAACAUGACACAGAGAUGAAAUACUACAUUGUUCACCUGAAGCGUCACUUCAUGUUUCGGAACCACCUCUGCCUCGUGUUUGAGAUGCUUUCAUACAACCUGUACGACCUGCUCCGAAAUACCAACUUCCGCGGAGUCUCGCUCAACCUCACCAGGAAGUUCGCCCAGCAGCUAUGCACGGCGCUGCUCUUCCUGGCCACGCCUGAGCUCAGCAUCAUCCACUGUGACUUGAAGCCUGAGAACAUCCUCCUUUGCAACCCCAAGAGGAGCGCCAUCAAAAUAGUGGAUUUUGGAAGCUCUUGUCAGCUAGGGCAAAGGAUAUACCAGUAUAUCCAGAGUCGCUUUUACCGCUCCCCAGAGGUGCUUCUAGGAAUGCCGUAUGACCUGGCCAUUGACAUGUGGUCCUUGGGUUGCAUCUUGGUAGAGAUGCAUACAGGAGAGCCUCUCUUCAGCGGAGCCAAUGAGGUGGACCAGAUGAACAAAAUUGUGGAGGUUCUUGGCAUCCCACCUAAUCACAUAAUGGACCUAGCCCCAAAAGCCAGGAAGUUCUUUGAGAAGCUUUCAGAUGGUACAUGGAGUGUUAAAAAGACCAAAGAUGGCAAAAGGUAUAAACCUCCAGCUUCGCGGAAGCUUCAUUCCAUCCUGGGCGUGGAGACCGGGGGUCCUGGCGGCAGGCGGGCAGGCGAAUCUGGCCAUGCCGUUGCAGACUACUUGAAGUUCAAGGACCUGAUCCUGCGAAUGCUGGACUAUGACCCGAAGAGUCGCAUUCAGCCCUACUAUGCUCUGCAGCACAGCUUUUUCAAGAAAACAGCGGAUGAGGGGACCAAUACGAGCAGCAGUGUGUCCACCAGCCCUGCCCUGGAGCAGUCCCAGUCUUCAGGAACCACCUCCAGCACCUCCUCCAGUUCAGGAGGCUCAUCUGGAACAAGCACCAGUGGCAGAGCGAGAUCGGACCCUACCCAUCACCACUUACACAGUGGAGGACAUUUUGGCACUGCCAUGCCAGCCAUCGAUGGAGACAGCCUCUGCCCACAGGCUCGCCAGCCUUACCCGCCUCCGCUGGUGUGGGGCGGUGGCGUGGUCCCGGAGUCGGUCACGGGCGAAACGCACCCGGUUCAGGAGACCACCUUUCACGUCCCUCCCCAGCACCCGAAGGCCCUGCACCCCCACUCCCAUGGCCAUCACCACCACGGUCCCAUGAUGGCCACGCGGCCGCGCCCGCGACACUACGCCUCCCCGACGCACAGCUCGUCGACCCAGGACUCCAUGGAGGUGGUCCACGGCCAUCUGUCUAUGACCUCCCUGUCUUCCUCAGCCUCCUCUUCAUCGACGUCGUCCUCUUCCACCGGGAACCACGGCAACCAGGCCUACCAGCUCCGCCAUUUGCCCGCCGGAGCGCUCGACUUUGGGCAGAACGGUGGGCUAAGCAUGGGGCUAGGUGCCUUCUCGAACCCACGGCAGGAGACCGGCAUGGCGGCGCACCCUGCUUUCUCAAUGGGCACGAACACAGGGCCCGGCCACUACUUAGCCGAGGGCCACCUGAGCAUGAGGCAGGGCAUGGACCGGGAGGAGUCUCCAAUGACUGGAGUAUGUGUGCAGCAGAGUUCCAUGGCCAGCUCGUGACUGCGCUGACUUUUUUGGCUGUGUGUCCCCCACCCCUACCCCCCGAAACCCAGUGCGUCAUUUUUAAGGUGGUGUUUUUUUACUACAAGGUGUGUUGAAAAUCAAAAGCUGCUCACGUCAGAAGGGAGAUAUCACUGAACCGCUACUACAGAGAAAGAAACCCUUUGUUAAGAAGUCUAAAUGUAAUUGUCAUCCUGUUUUAUUUGUUUAUUUUUUUUAUUUUUUGGUUUUGUUUGCGACCAUUAGGCACAAAGUAAUACUGCGGAAAUAAGCAUAGUGAGAUCGAGACAUCCAUCUUACCAUUUCACCGCGUAAGGUAUUAUGUGGCAAAAGAGGAGCAUUUUUACAGCAAAGAUAAAACCACCAAAUGCUUGCCUGACAUUACUGGUCGGUCAUUAUUUUGCACCCCCCCCCAUCCUAUUCCCCCCCCCUCCAGCAAAAUGUCACACAAAGAAGCUGCUUGUAAAUCCUGUAGCUUGAGGGCGAGUGUUUUUUGCGGUGAUAUUUCUUGUCGGUGUUGUGUAACUCGACAUGACAGCGGAGUUCCCUAUAAGCGUGUGCUGGCCGGGCACGGGCGGAUGCAGACGCCGAGCGGGUCAGAGGAGAGGGAGGCACCGGCCCCUUGUGCCAAGACCCCAAAAUAUUGCGGCACGAGCGCAGCAGCAAAAGGAACACAGUCGUCGGCUGGUUCUAGAUAACCCUUUGGCCUUAUGACUCACGGACUUGGACUGGGGAUGGAGCUGGACAUUAUCAUUUUGAAUUAAGAUGGCUUUUCUCUAUUUUUCUCUCUAGACAGCCCUUAAUUCUUAAAAACAUUUUAGAAGAAAAAAAAAAGUAAAUAAGAAUGGUAAUUUGAGGCCUUUCUCGACAAAGAUUUUCUUCUUCAGCAGGGCCCCACAUAACAGGGUCUUAUUGUACACAACAACCUCCUAAACAUGACUUCAUUGAGAAAAAAUCAUAGUCACCGGUUAAGGCUUUUUGCAGCGGAAAGAACUUAUUCCCAGAGUCGACCCUUUUUUUUUUUUUUUAAAUUUUGUUUCUUUUUUUUGAGGUUUUAUUGUUUGUUUUUUGUUUGCUUCUGUUUUUGCAUGUAGUUCUUCAUCAGAACCACCUGCACAAGUCUCUCCAUUCAAAAAAAAACAUGGAAACUGAAGAAAAAAAAAAGUUAAGUGACUGCCUUUUUUGUCCUCAAAUUAUGCUGUGAAUUUUACAAGAAUUUAUUUUCCCUUUGGAUAUGUUUUUAUACCAAAGCAGUUGUUUUAUAGCAUAUUAGGUGUCUGUAACCAAUAAUGUAGCGGUUCACCACGCGUUGACCUGAUCUUAUCGGAGCGUCGACACAAACAGCUGCAAUAUAUAUAAAUAUAAAUAUAUAUAUAUAUUACGUUAGCAAAACUGGAGAACGUUGUUCAGGCUAUUAUUGUGUACACUCUGGAAACAUUUGUUUGCCAUCUUUUACCAAAAGUUGUUUCCAUAUUAAUUGGUAGAUUAUUUUGGGAGUCUUUUAAUGCUAAAGAAGAAAAAAAAAUAUGUUUAGAGAAUCUGGUAGUUACUCUGCAGGCUCCGGAGUAGCAAGAUAGAAGCUGAUGGUGGUUUAAAAAAAAAAAAAAAAUCCAGAAAAAAAGGAGACUGUGUUCUAUUUGUGUUGUCAGUUUUUUUGUUUUUUUUUUCUUUUGAUUUUUCAUUUGCCCCAUCCUACAUACUAUUUUAAAGGGUAUUUGCUGCCUUUUCAUACAUUUGGUCAACUUGGCUUGGAUAAUUGUGUUGAAUGGUAUGAUGUUGUAGUUGGCGCAGGGCACGUCCCUUGAUUGUUGUCUUGUUCAAAGGGAAGCCCGCCAACUCAUGUUUUUUGCCUGGGCAGACACGCUUGUCCUCGAAGCAUUACAUUUUUUUUUCUUUUACAUCAGGGAUUUUGAAGUGCUUUCUUCCUUCCCCCCCACAUUUUUCUGUUUGCUCAUUUUGACCAGCUUUGAAAUUAGAGAGGAGACAACCUGCCCACGGCCACCCGUCAAAAUGGACGACAGGCCGCACACAAAAACAGACAUGCAUGCACGUCAUGCUUUUGUCAUUGUAGAAGAUUAAAAAAAAAAAAAACGCCAAAUCACGCUCUCAUUAAACACCAAUGUAAAGCUACCUAUAUUGAGAAGGGGGGUUUAUCUGGAUGUCAAGGUUAAUUGCAAAUUUGCAAUCAGUUUUGUUCACACCCUCGCCGAAUUUGAGAUCUUUAAACACGUUUUGUCGGCCGUUUUGAUCGCCGGCGCUCGUACUGGUACUAAACAUUCCAAAAAUAAAGUGGAAAAAGACAAAAAAAAAAAUUGACUGCAGUGACUCGUAAGUGUGCGCCUAUAUUUCCGAUCAUGCUGAUUGACCUCUUAUUUAGAGCAGUUGUCAUGAAAUGCAGCCCCUUUUUAAUAGUUGAAAUAGAAUUUAUGUAUAUAUUUAUAUUUUUUUAAUAAAGGAAGUAUAGAACUCACUACCUUGCUCCUGCUGGUAUGUUGAUUAUGUUUGUCAAAAUUGGGUGACCAUUCAUUGGGGCAGGCACUCCUGUUUUUUCUUAGUGGCAAAAACUUGACUGCAUCAGGACAACACUAUGAGGUAGGGUUUGAAUCAAACAGGGAACGCUAGAACUUCAAACCUUAAUAAUUUUCACAGGGUAUAUUGUAAGUGCAUGUACAUCACAAACCUUACUUUUUUGGUUCUAUGAGAAGCACAUGGUUGGUGAAUUUAAAAAAAAAUUAAAAAAUAAA